Molecule: messenger RNA, 1434 nt
Organism: Naegleria lovaniensis
Lineage: Eukaryota; Heterolobosea; Eutetramitea; Acrasida; Naegleriidae
Exons: 1
Coding region: 1-1434 (477 amino acids)
Cellular component (GO): actin cortical patch
Molecular function (GO): phosphatidate phosphatase activity
Source: RefSeq, a predicted model, not a curated record
AUGGCUCGAUUCAGUGCGAUUCGGACACUCUCUUGGAAAGGUCCCAAAGCUGUUGCAUUGAGACAAUGUGCCAAAAAAUCCUUCAAAUAUACCUUUCUACUCUAUGGAUGCCUAUUACUCAUGCUAUUUAGUUAUUCGUUUUAUUUGAGUUAUGUGGUACCUACAAUCAUGAUUCAUAGUGAGGCUAUUGAUUCCGAUGAAGAUGGAGUUAUCGAUGAAAUGAGAUAUGAUGAUUUAUUUAUUAAUUCAGUUUCGUUUUCGAAUGAUACGUUCUACGAUCCUCUUCAUUUGGAUGUUUAUAGGACAUUUACUCUUCUCAAACAAAAUAACACAAAAUUCCAUUUACCAGUUUUUGGAUACUUGUAUUACAAUACGGAUUUAGAAUUUUAUUAUCAUCAAUUGUUUCGGUACAGAGAUGUCACAGAUGAGCAUAACAAUAGAUACCUCUCAGAAUUUCAUCAUUUACUGCAUUUGACUUACAAACUAUAUUUGAGAAUUCUGUUCAAAAUUAUUCAAAUAAUUUUCAACAUUGAGUAUACAAUAUUCAAAGAGGUGGAGCACUUCUUUCUUCGAUUUUCAGCACCCAAGAAGCUUAACAUUUUAUUAAGUAUACCCAUGUUAAAUAAUUCUCUGAUAUUACACAGUGACGAGUAUGGAUAUUUUUAUCAUGAAGUGAUUAUGGAUUCCUCACAAUAUAGAGAGCUUGUUUGUGAUAGGAAUAUUGAAUGGAUUGAAUACAGCGUUCAAAUUUUAGACCAUGUAAAAACUGGCUAUAUUCUUUCCAAUUGUGAUACAUUCAAGCACAACAAUGGUGAUGAUACUUCGUCACUCUACUCCAUCAUUUCUGAUAUUGAUGAUAGUAUCAAAAUUACCAAUGUCACUGGAGGUAUUGCUGCCAUGAUGAAAUCAACAUUUAAUCCAUUUAUUGCAGUUCCAUUAAUGAACGAGUCUUUUAUCAAGUUAAAGAAUACGUAUCUAAAUGUGAAUUUUCAUUAUGUGAGCAGUAGCCCCUACGUACUCUAUAACAAAUUAGAAAGCUUUUUGUUGAAAAACAAUUUUCCAAUAGGAUCCUUUCAUUUGAGAGUGUCCCACUUGGAAAAUCGGUCCUUUUUUACUAUGCUCCGCUCGAGUAAGGUCUCCAAACCUGUCACUAUCCACGAAAUUAUGAAAAAUUAUAGUAGAAGAAAAUUUGCUCUCAUUGGUGACAGUGCCGAGAAUGACGCUGAAAUUUAUGCUCAAUUUUAUCAUCAUUAUCCUGACAAUGUUGAUCGAAUAUUAAUUAGAUGUGCUUCUCCAACACUGGAAGGUUGCAUUCAGAAAGUUCAAAAGGCCAUGGCUCUCUAUCAAGUACCAUCACGAGUCAUGGACUAUUUUGCUACGGACAGCUCUGAUAUUUUGGAAAAGAUUGUCAUGAAGCAAAGGGAAAAUAGUUGA